This is a messenger RNA of Austrofundulus limnaeus, 1569 nucleotides long. RefSeq names its product corticotropin releasing hormone b (gene crhb). NCBI's taxonomy places the organism in Eukaryota, Metazoa, Chordata, Actinopteri, Cyprinodontiformes, Rivulidae. The transcript has 2 exons. Gene Ontology annotation, molecular function: hormone activity. The record is from RefSeq and is a predicted model, not a curated record. The coding region runs from base 216 to 719 and encodes 167 amino acids. Gene Ontology annotation, cellular component: extracellular region.
UCCACCCAGGCAGGGACGCGCAGACUCAAUCUGGGCUCGGAGCGACGCACUUGUAUAGCGACGGCGGCUAUAUAAGUCCCAUUCAGCUUCUCCUCUUUAAGGAACUAUAUGCGUGUUUCUGUGAAGGAGGGCGGCAUCUCACCGAAUACCUGGCAACCUACACCGCUGUAGGCUACUUGACUACCUGUACGGAAGAUUCCAGCUGAUAUCCUGACAUGAAGCUCAACUUAUCAGGAACCACCGUGAUUCUGCUUGUUGCCUUCUUACCGCGCUACGAAUGUCGGGCUAUUGAGAGCCCAGGCGGCACCCUGCGCGUCCCAGCUCCCCAAACCCAAAACUCCCAGCAACAGCAGUCUGGUCCCAUUCUGGAGCGCCUGGGAGAGGAGUAUUUCAUCCGACUGGGAAACGGGGACUCGAACUCUUUCCCGACAGCGUCCUUGUACCCCGGCGCGUCGCCUUCCAUCUUCAACAGAGCGUUGCAGCUCCAGCAGACGCGGCGCCUCUUGCAGGGGAAAGUUGGGAACAUCCGGGCGCUCAUAAGCGGCUUAGCGGAUCGCGAUGACGAGUCCAUGGAGCGGGGAAGACGGUCCGAGGACCCGCCGAUCUCCCUGGACCUGACCUUCCACCUGCUGCGGGAGAUGAUGGAGAUGUCCAAGGCGGAGCAGCUGGCCCAGCAGGCGCAGAACAACAGAAGAAUGAUGGAGCUGUUUGGGAAGUGAAAACCUCUUUCCAGCCCGCCAAAGAUCUCAGUUCCCUUCGUUCUCUCUCUCUCUCUUUUGUUCCCUUUGGUUCUGCAUUUAUUAGCACACUCAAGAAAAAAAACAACAACAUACGUGCAAAUAUAGUGCUGCUUAUUUUUCAUGUCACUUAUAGCUUUAACCUGAAAACAAUGAAACACAAAUGCUCCGACUGUCAUUUUAAUGUUGGUGUCAAAUUUGUAGAGUUCAUAUUUCAGGAGGCAUAUUUUUGUUCUAAAAAAUGUCAUGAAAAAAAUCGUAUUUUGUUUUAAACUCUAUGAAUCACUGUAUUUAUGAUAUUUAUGUUUUUUAAUAAACUUAUGUGCAAACAGAAAAAAAAAUCUGUUGUGCAACAGAACGUCUUACAUCUAUAUUUUUAAUAAAACAAAUAUAAGCAACGCUUACACUUCUCUGUCAAUAUCCUUACAUAUAAAAACACCAAUAAAAAUUGCUCAUCUAAUACACUUAUCGUGUUUCUUUUUAGGUGCAUUUAUAAUCCUAGAUAAUAAAAAGUAAACAGGUUCACUGCAUUUGGCCAAAACUGAUAUUUAAAAAUAGACAACAGUGCGGAAACUGUCAACUUUGUGCAGAGAAAAUACAGUUUUUUAUGGCAAAGAAACACACAAAAACAUAGUUGCAUCAGAUGUAAAGCAAUGUCCUUUAGGAGCUCCAGCUGACGCAGGCUGGAUGCAGCUUUUUUUCUUCUUCUUCAACAUUAAUCCUCAAGAGGCAGUCCUCAUUAUAACAAGACGUGUUUCUAAGAUGCAACACUAAUAAUAAGUGUGAAAUACUCUAUAUGUGUGUGUGUGUGUGUGUGUGUGUGUGUGUGUGU